ACUCCUAUAGGACAAUCUUGUGGGCGGAAGUGCUCAGGCAGGUACGUUAGUUCCUGGAUGUGAUGCGGAUCAACGUUCGGUCUCAGAGAACCGGUUCAGAACCAGCAAGAGAAGCGCUCUGACAUGCCGGGAGGGGCGUCCCUCAGCCCGGCCCGACCUCCACAGCGAUCAGACCGCAUCCAGAGCUCUCGAGGCGCCGAGAGGGUCAUGUCUACAUACGGAUUCAGUGGGAGUGGGAGGCUGCGGAGCAGCUGGCUCACACCGUGGCUCAAAGCCACCUUCUCGGUUCUGGGCUCGGCUGUUGCGAUGUUUGCUGUGGGUGCCUUCUGCGCCCUCACCUAUCCCAUCCUGAGAGAGCUGCGGGCGGAGAGGCUGAGAGGCGAGAAUGGGACUGAAGAGAGGAUGCUGGGUUUCUGGAGCAUCCUGAUGAUCUCGGCUGUUGCCGGAUGCAUCUCCUGCAUCUUCUCAUGGACUCUCACUCAGCUGGAGUCGUACCAGCCUGGCAUGGCCUUCCCCAGCCUCCUGUCUCUGCUUGAUUUCAGAGACCCUUCCAGCCACAGAUUCAACAUGAACUCUGGGCUAGCUGUUCUGAAUGGCAUCCUGGCUAUGCUGACUGUCAUCUGGAGCCUCUCCUGAGGCUUCGUUCUCAGCUGCACAGAGACCUGAAGACAAUACACUCUGUAUGAGACUUUUGUAAUGUCAAUUUGCCCGUUUGGGCAAACUGAUAUUGGACUUUGGAUUCAUAUUUCUGUAUGACAAGAUAAGGGAUCUAGCAUUGGAGCCUUAGGAACAUGGGCGAACCUGGAGAUUCUGCAGUUGUAAUUUGGAAUAUUGUACUUUUUUUUUUUACCAUUUAUUGCUGUAUUCACAUUCAGUUCUCUCUAUUUUUAUUAGUAUAAAGAAAACAUUCAAGUUAUUUUAUUUGUCUUUUGUUUCUCUUGGUUCUUUUUUACUGGGGUGAACCGUUGCUUCGUUUUCUCACCGAUCACCAAUCCUUAUAAAGGUUGACCUACAGUUUCCGAUUUUUUGGCCAAUACCAAUUUUGUUUUUCUGACAGUCAUUACAUUAUCAAGAACAGGGUAGCUGACACACCACUGGUGGGCUAGCCUGUCAGUCAGUCCUCUCAUGACAGAACAAAAGAGGAUUAGCCAAUCGCCGAUGACCCAGAAUUAACGAAAUCAGUGUGCGCUCCUUCUAGUUUUUACUGUGUAAUCUUGUACAGUUUUGAAUAUCAGAAUUAGGGCAGUUUUGAGGUUCAGAGGGUCAAAUAUUUCUUUUCCUGCUCUUUUCUUUCAAUAAACGCAUCAUUCAACA
Messenger RNA from Poecilia latipinna (sailfin molly), 1314 nucleotides. RefSeq names its product ADP-ribosylation factor-like 6 interacting protein 6 (gene arl6ip6). Bases 124 to 636 code for a protein of 170 amino acids. The record is from RefSeq and is a predicted model, not a curated record. The transcript has 4 exons. Lineage: Eukaryota; Metazoa; Chordata; Actinopteri; Cyprinodontiformes; Poeciliidae.